Messenger RNA from Cyclopterus lumpus (lumpfish), 5241 nucleotides. It is a transcript of the gene arhgap4b, whose product is annotated as Rho GTPase activating protein 4b. Gene Ontology annotation, biological process: signal transduction; negative regulation of cell migration. NCBI's taxonomy places the organism in Eukaryota, Metazoa, Chordata, Actinopteri, Perciformes, Cyclopteridae. Gene Ontology annotation, cellular component: cytoplasm. Gene Ontology annotation, molecular function: protein binding. The record is from RefSeq and is a predicted model, not a curated record.
UGAGUGUGAGCGUGUGUGUGUGUGUGUGUGUGUGUGUGUGUGUGUGUGUGUGUGUGUUUGCCUGAGAAAUGAGAGAGAGAGAGAGGGAGGGAGCAGGGUACUGAGCUGAAAUCUGUCAGAUUCAAACACACUGCUCUCUCUGUGCGUGUGUGUGGUGUGUGUGUGUGUGUGUGUGCGUGUGUGCGUGUGAGAGAGACAGACAGAGAGAGAUAGAGAGCGAGGGAUGAGAGGAGAGGAGGAACAUAUAGAAAGAGACAGCAGAGGACCACAAAGUGAGGCCAGUCCACCUAUGGAUCAGCAUCCUCACCAGAAAGCUAAGGGAUUCAUCGAGUGCAUCGACCCGACCGACAUCCCCACGGAGUUCAGCCGGGUGACGCCGAUGCGCUGCACGCAGCUGUAGAGCAUCGAAGGGCCGAGGCACGGGGGGUGGGGGGAGGGGGGUUCAGGGGUGAAAAAGGUCGCAGACGGACAGAGCCGGAGCGAGCGCCCUGAGGUCGAAAAGGUCUUUGCAGGGAGGGGGAGACGACGAGGGGAACCGGGCCAUCGGGGAGGAAGCUCUCAGUGACAGGCGACCGUACGAGGGUCAAAGAUGAUGACGGCACAUGUAAAGCUGAGGAGGGAGAAGGGCAGCCUGGCCGAGUACGAAUCGCAGAUGAAAGACCUGCGGACCCAGCUGACAGACCAGAUCAAGAUUUUAGACUCUCAGGUGGAGGUGAAACAGCAGCAGCUCUCAGACCUCUCUGAGUUUCUCCGGCGCCGAGGCGACAUCGAGGCUGAAUACGCACGCGCCCUAGACAAACUCACCGAGCGGUUCACCCACAAGACUAAGAAGAAGGAGCAGUGGGGUCAGUCUGUGUGUCAGGUCUGGUCUGUUUUGCUGACUCAGACUCGUCUGGAGAGCCGGGAACAUGCAGCGCUGGGUGACACUUGCUGCAACACACUCACACAGCAGUUGGCUCACAGCACGGAGGAUACACACCGUCUGCACAAACGGAGCAAAGAAGUUGGUAUCCAGAUGCAAGAUGAGCUGCUGAAGGUCACCACUGAAAUGCAGACGGCCCUGAAGACGUACAACCAGUACCACACCGACUGCCUGAUAGCCGAGGGGAAGCUGAAGGAAGCCGAGCGGUUGGAGGAGAGACACACCGGCAAGUCAGCCGAGCUCGGUCUCGGCCUAUCGGGAGGGCAGAGGCGGAGCUCCGUCAAGAAGAUGGAGAGAUUGAUGGAGAAAAGGCACGGCAGGGUGCAGGAGAACCAGCUGAAGUGCACCAAGGCUCGUAACGACUACCUGCUGAAUCUGGCCGCGGCCAACGCGGCCAUGAACAAGUACUACCUGCAGGACAUCAGCACGCUCAUCGACUGCUGCGACCUGGGUUUCCAUCUGUCCGUGGAGAGGGUGAUGAAUUGCUACCUGGCCAGCCGGGGGCGCAUCCAGAAGACGGAGGAGGCGGGCCUUAAGCAGCUGGAGGCCACCGUGACCUCCCUGGACCAGGGUGGAGACAGAGAUGGGUUGCUGCAGCAACACGACGCCGCCUUCUGUCUGCCGUUCAGAUUCAGCUACCAUCCGCACGAGGGAGACCAGGUGUGCGAGGUGAGUGCGGAAAGCCAGGUGAGAUACGAGCUGGAGACCAGGUUCCAGCAGCUUCAGUCUCGACUCGCUGCCGUUACCUUGGAAACAGAGGAGGUCAGUAAAACGCUGAAAGCCACACUUGCGGCCCUGCUGGAUAAUAUGUGUGAAAGCGACUGUAACCCCUCCCCCGACGUGCCCAGCAGCCUAUCGAAUGAACCGCCUGGAGGAAACGCCGCCCCAAAACUUACCCUCGCCAAGCGUCGAGCCAAUCAGCAGGAGACAGAGACCUACUACUUUACAAAAGUGAAGGACUUCCUCAUCAGCAGUUCUCUGACUUUCAAACUUCAAGCCAAACACGAUCUUCUAAAAGAUGCCAUACAGAAAGCUGAGGCUGUCGACAGUGACCCCUCCAGAAUGCAAUGUGCUCGGUCAGUGCGCGUUCGGAAGUCCAGACCUGUUUCCCAAUUCUGCCACACACUCUUCACCACAGACAUACUCUCCUACAUACAGAGCUCUGGGCAGCAGAUUCCUGUGGUGGUUGAGAGCUGCAUCCGUUUCAUCAACCUUCACGGCCUCCACCACGAAGGGAUAUUCCGAGUUCCUGGGUCACAGAGGGAGGUCAACCACAUCAGAGAUGCUUUUGAGAGAGGAGAGGAUCCUCUGUCGGACAGUGAGUGUGACCUGGACUCUGUGGCCGGUGUGUUGAAGCUAUACUUCAGGGGCCUUGAGCCUCCUCUCUUCCCUUACGACAGCUACUCUCAGCUGCUGGAGUGUGUCCAAAUCGAAGGGGUGUCGGAGAAAGACGCCCAGAUUAAAGCGAUCAUCUCCACCUUCCCGCGGCCCCUCCUCAUCGUGAUGCGCUACCUGUUCGCUUUCCUCAAUCAUGUGUCUCAGUACAGCGACGAGAACAUGAUGCAGCCCUACAACCUGGCCGUUUGCUUCGGUCCGAGCCUGUUGAGGGGGUUGGACUCCGAUGACGCUGUUGCCCAGCAGCCACAGGUCAACGAUCUUGUCAAAACCAUGAUCCUCCAGCACGACAUCAUCUACCCCGGCCAAUCGGAGCUGCCGGGCCCCGUCUACGAGAAGCACAUGACUCUGGAGCAGGAGUACUGUGAACCAAUCACAGAGGAGGGAGACGGAGAGACCGAGCAUCUGCCCAGUGAGGACGAAUGGGAGGCGGUGGCUAUGUUUGACUACACGGCGAGGUCUCCAGCGGAGCUGUCCUUCAAGCAAGGGGAGCUUCUCAUCCUUCACAGCAAGGCCUCCUGUGAUUGGUGGAGAGGCGAAGUGGGAGGGGUUAAGGGUCUCAUCCCUCACAAGUACAUCAGUGUGCUGGAAGGAUCAGAGCGAGGGAAAAGAGAGGACGGGGGAGGCGGAGGCAGCACUGGAAACCUGACAGCAGAUGAUCCACAGACGGAGAACACAACCCGGAUGCGGGUGAACAGCGACAGCGCUUCGUUGCCAGGGAGACAGAGAGGAAGCGAGGGGAGCACCGGUCAAAAGCCACCGACGUCUCCCGCCACGCGGCACGUGCCAGUGUCUCAGGAGCGAAGACACACUUUGGACACUGUGAGACAGGGCGGCUUCAGACCCCCGGACAGACUUCCGUUUGGUCAGGCGGAGAAACCGGCAGUCGACAAGGACAUGAUCAGCCGUCAGAUGAACUCGGUGUUCAAGGAGCUCCUGUCUCGCCAGCCUGCCAUGCCGCCUCCCACCCUCGCCGCCCCCCCUGCUCCCUCUUCCUCCUCCUCCUCCUCCUCUCUUCCUCAAGCUGCCCCCGCUGCCAAAAAAGUGGGCUUCGGCCUCAGAGGACGGACCCUUUUCCGGCCGGUGGACUAAGAGAGAGAGGGAAUGUUGUUUAACGUCGGUUUAAUUAUGAUGAUGCCGACGAUACAUUUGGUGAAGAUCUUGAUAUAUUUUUAUUGACACGUGUAUGAUAUUUGCGUCGCCGCCAUCUCAUAGUGCCACUCGUCUCGGUGCCGUGUUACUGUGCGUCCAGUGUGUCCGUUCUCCAGCUGCGUUUAUGUUCCGUCGGUUUAGUUUGUUCUGCAAGCUUAUGUGUUUUUUUUAAUUUUUCACCAGACUGACUUUUUAAAGUGGUUGCCAUAGAGCAGCAAUGAAGUACGUAAACUGCCCCCUAGUGGCAGGUUGUGAGAUCAGCUCUCCCCUUAUAAUGAAUAAAAGAAAUCUGAUCCGGGGCCUGAGUGCCUUCACGUCUUCUGCUCCUCACAGUUGUUUCAAUUGAAAAGAUCCGGUAGGUUUGAGCUCUGCGUAUUAUGUUAAAAAAACAAGGUCUAGUGUUUAAUAUCCAAUAGGACAAUAUGCAAUGAAUAGGCAUAUAUGAAUAAACUGUGUAAAAUAAAGAAAUGAUCCAAAAGACAUUUUUUAAACUGAAAACUAAAACUAAACAAAAGAAAACUGGAUUUAAUUAGAUGUGAUUUAUAACGGACAUAUUUAAGUCAACAUUUUAAAAUGUUCCCGAUGACACUCGUGCCAUGUUCGGUGUCAUUUCAUAAUGUCACGUUUAACAAUGACAAUUUUUCCCCACCUUUGGGGCUAAUCACGUGCCCCCGAGCCACUGAAGCUAACAAGCUUGACUGCUGCCAAAUUUAGAAACGUUAGCACCUGUUAGCUAACCCCUGUAGCUAAUGAAGCCUCAGCUUAACAAGGCUGGGCAUGCUAACCCACGUAGCCGGCUAACCAGCCUGUGAGCUCGGAUUAUUAAAGUGACAAAAAUUGACAUUAAUAAAAAAGAAGACACGUGAUAUACAAUUGUAAUUGGGAAAACUGGCAUUAUGAAAUAAAAUAAACUUUAAUGAAAUUAAAAAUGUCUACAAUUUUAUAAUAAUAAUAAUUUCUUAAUCAUGAUAUCACAGAUGAUUGUUUUAUUUAUAUUGCUUACACAGUUUAUUCGUGUGAAUAUUUAUUUCACAAUGAUUCAUUCAUUUAAUAUAGAAGAUUUUGGAGCCCCGUAGACGUUAGCUGGGGAGACCGUAAGCAGUACUUUAUAGCAGCGUGCGGCGUUCGCACACACACACACACAGACAAAAAACACACACAGACAGAAAACACAUUCUCCUUCAUAUGUGAUACGCGGCCUGAUACGCAGGCCAGAACUCAGGGCUUUUCUUGCAGAGUUAGCACCGGGCUAGCUCAGGUUUGGCUUCAAAAAGGAACAAGUAGGACUUACUACACUCAGGGCUUUGGUUGACUCGCUCCUCGACUGGAAACACGUGCCCGAGCCUCAAAAGCUAAAACAAAAUGGCCCCCACACCAGAGAGGAUUCAGCGACUUCCACUGGUAUAAACUGUGAACGCUGUGGAAACUCUUGUCUCCUUCAUCCGCACAUGUUGGCCCCACUCUGCUCUCGAUCUAUAGCACCGGCCACAGGCCUCAUUGUUUCAGGAUUCUUGCUGUACUUAUUCACUCUGACUCCAAAAGCAUUUGAAUUGUUCUCAUGGCAUCUCCCCCUCUGUCGUGUUUCAGUACUGGAAACAUAGAAGUAGAAUCUAUUUUUAUUUUAUUUUCUGAUUCUGCCUCUGUGAUUAAAACACCCUGUUAUUCUGGAUCACUGUUUGAUGAUGUCACUAAAUUUACUGUGUCCAAUUGUAUAUGUGGUGGUAAAAAAAAAAAACUGAAUUCAAUAAAGAUGAUAAGUGAUGAAUGAUGAA